Messenger RNA from Oenanthe melanoleuca, 2468 nucleotides. RefSeq names its product transmembrane protein 123 (gene TMEM123). Bases 79 to 651 code for a protein of 190 amino acids. NCBI's taxonomy places the organism in Eukaryota, Metazoa, Chordata, Aves, Passeriformes, Muscicapidae. The record is from RefSeq and is a predicted model, not a curated record. Gene Ontology annotation, cellular component: cytoplasmic vesicle. The transcript has 6 exons.
GCGGCCCCGCCCCGGCCCGCCCCCGGCCCGGCAGCGCGCACACCGCGCCCGGCGAGGUCCGGCGGCCCCUCCGCGGCCAUGCGGCUCCUCGGCGCUGCUUCUUGUGCUCUGUGGGUGCUGCUGCUGCUCGCCCGCGGCUCCUGUAAUGAAGAUGUGAACAGCACUAAAGAUGUGAACAGCACUACUCCAAUUCCAGGCAGUGGGUUGCCAGACAAUAGCAGUUUGCCCAUUGUCAAUGCAUCAUCCACACAAUCUACAGCAACAUCUACAGGAGGUGUGCCCACCAGUACUACUCAUCUGACCAGUACCAGUACCAGUCAGCCCAACACCAGCACCACAUCUGUGAUCUUGACAACUCAGCCCUCCAAAACCAGCCAGAGAGUAACACCCACCACAGCUUCACCAGUCACAUCACCACAAGCCAAUAUUACAGUGGUGACCCCUUCUAAGACUGCCUCCACUUCUGUAACAGCCACAUCAAAAUCAGAGGCUGUCGUAGUCAAAACCUCCAGAUUUGAUGUGGGCAGUUUUGUAGGUGGCAUUGUGCUGACUCUUGGAGUCCUGGUCAUUCUCUACAUUGGAUGCAAAACUUACCACUCUAGAAGAGGCAUUCAGUACAGAACCAUUGAUGAACAUGAUGCCAUAAUUUAAAGAAGACUUCAGAGAAGACAGUGUUGGAAACACACUGUCACAGCUGUUGAAACUUCUGAAAGAGUUUUUCAUAAAGAUGUUCACAGUCUCUAAACCUGUCUUGGGUGUUAUCCUGCAAAAUGUUGAGAAGCUUUUUAAAUAUCCUGAUUUUUUACAUUGGCUCUUGCAAGAGGAACUCAGUACUUUGUAGAACAGUAUUUUCUUUUUCCAGUACUUGUAACCAUAUUUAGAGAAAAUCACAUAAAGUCAUUUUAAGGUACACACACAGCUCUCAGAAAUAGCUAAUCAUUAGCACCAGCAAUUUCAUCAAUGCAAUUCUAAGUAAGUUCAGGGGUUUUUUUCUAAAAUUUUGUAUUAAACUGUAUUUAUUUUGAAGUUUGAUGUGAACUUCAGUUUAAAAUUUAGUUUUGGUUUUUGAACAACUCAGUUAAUUUUAAUAGGCUUCAAAAGUGUGGUUAGAUAACUGUGUAGAAGGUGAUAAUGAGUACUCUAAAUGUCAGUCAUUAGCUCACCAGUGAGCUGCAGAUGCUUUCCUUAAUAGACUGUAUAAGGAGAGUAGCUGCAGGAAACAUGGACAGAACGGAAGUAUCCAUCCAUAACCCUUUUCUCUAAAAGCUUCUUUCUUUCUAGCAUGUCCUAAUGAAGCUUGUGCAAUUGAAGAUUUAAUACAAUGGAAAAAAGUAAUUUUGCCAUUAUAAAUGUUAAAAAAUUCUAAAAUUGGUUUUUAAGCUGAAGGUAGCAAUCACUUGGCUCUUGGUUUUUAUUAUUUCAAAGCUGUCUUCAGCGUCUUAGCAGCAUUUGAUAGUCAUUCAAAGUUAUUUAGAGAAGGGAAAACCUGUAAGACAGCAUUUUAGCAGGCUAUAAACUGCAUUUACACAGCAGUUUUCAGAAUUUGAUCCUGCUGCACAGAUGUGCAGAGGUCUGGUCAAAAGCCCAGCUGAAGGCGCUGUGGCAUCUUCUCAGCACACCUUUAGCUGAAGGCUCAAAUACUCUGGGGGUCCUGUGCAGGAUGGCUGGUGCUGUUCCCAUGUCACUUCUGCAGGUGCACUCAGGUAAAUCUGCUGACUUCAGUGGAUGGGCUCUUGACUUACACUGCUGCAAGGAAAACUAGAACAAGGAUCAGGAAACACAGGCCUGCACCUCUUUAAGGCACUGAAUGAUUGUUCAGUCGUGCUCAGGCUUCAGUUGUAGACCUGUCCCCACUGAAGAGCGUUGGUGUGCUGGGUGAUUCUCCUGGUUACUGCUGGCACCUGUCCCUCAUGCUGGGUACAGGGGAGAUGGUGACAGGUGAGGAAAGUCACAGUGGGAGCUGCACAUAGGUCUGUUGGGGGCUGGGGAACAGCUCAUCAGGGAAAAUGUAACUUCUCUGGAACAGAUUACUUUUUUACGCAAUAGUUUAUUCCAACAUGCAAUGUUAAAGUGGCCUUAUGGGGUUUUUCCUUUUUUCACAUGGAAUAGUAAAACUGUUUCCAAGGCACAGCCAACUCCAGCAAACCAAGGCUGAUGAGUCAUUUUAUUAGCUACCCACCUGAAAAGGUGAUAACAGGGCUGUUUUGUUUUUUACUGUGUUUGAGGGGAGAGAGUGUCAGGGGGAGAGAAAGUGAUUUGAAGUAACUUUUGUAUUUUUUCUUAUUUGUAUUGUUUGGUGGAAUAUUACUGGUUUUGACUUGAAGAAAGUUAUGGAAACAAUUCUUUAAUAGAACUGUAAUUCCUGACUUUGUAGAAAUUAAGAUAGUUAAGUGCAACUCCAUUACUGGGAUUGUCUCACCUCUGCUGUACAGACAAAUAAAAUUAAAUCUUUGGAGUUACUAUAUUAA